AUGCAGUGCCGCCCACCAACAGAAGGCCUGUUCAUCGAAGUCAAAGUGGCAGGCGACACGGCCACCGUCGUGUGGUGCGUGUGGGAGGAACUCUCCCCGCAUGGUACGGCCGACAUGCCGGAAUUCCAGGCACUCGAUAUGGCAGCCGCGUUGAGGGUGGCGAGCACCUAUGAGUCUUUUCUCGUCUUUGUCCCCGCCCCGUGGGGCACGCUGCGAUUCAGUUUGCGUUGUCCAAGCAGGUUCUCGGGCUGGUGCCGCCGGAGAUGCUGGAUGGCAAGUAGGUGCAGGCGGUCUUCCAUCUGA
This is a messenger RNA of Trypanosoma rangeli, 303 nucleotides long. RefSeq lists its product as uncharacterized. The record is from RefSeq and is a predicted model, not a curated record. Lineage: Eukaryota; Euglenozoa; Kinetoplastea; Trypanosomatida; Trypanosomatidae. The transcript has a single exon. Bases 1 to 303 code for a protein of 100 amino acids.